UCAUUUGUUGUGUUUAGUUAAAAACACAUGUUUCAUCGCGAAUCGUUAGUUGGUGUUCUGCGGCUGUUUUAGUUAUUUCAGAUAAUAGUUUCACUAGCAAUGUCAAGCUCAGACAGCGAAGUAGAUAAUGUUACCGAUUUGGAAGAGGAAGGCUAUACAAUAGCAGACUCCGAUAUUAAGAAGCACCUAAAGAAGGUCCCGGGAAGCGAAAGUGAGGAUACACCGGAUACUGAAGCUGUCCCGAGUGACGACAAGCCGGUAACAUGGGAAGAAAUGGGCCUCAUCGAUACAUUGUGCGAGGCUUGUCGAUCUCUCAAGUGGAAAGUGCCGUCGAAGAUUCAACGGGAGGCCAUCCCCCUGGCCUUGCAAGGGAAGGAUGUUAUAGGCCUAGCUGAGACGGGUUCUGGUAAAACAGGUGCAUUCGCUUUACCCAUUUUACAAGCCUUGCUGGAGAAUCCUCAGCGUUAUUUCGCUGUGGUUUUAACACCAACGCGUGAAUUGGCUUAUCAAAUCUCCGAACAGUUCGAGGCACUUGGAGUUGCCAUCGGUAUCAAAUGUUGCGUUAUUGUCGGUGGUAUGGACAUGGUCUCUCAAGCCCUUCAGUUGGCUAGAAAACCGCAUAUAAUUAUCGCUACCCCGGGUCGUUUGGUGGAUCACUUGGAAAACACGAAGGGAUUCAAUUUGAAGGCUGUUAAAUAUUUGGUCAUGGAUGAGGCCGAUAGGAUUCUUAAUAUGGAUUUCGAGGUUGAAUUGGAGAAGAUUCUGAAGGUUAUUCCACGGGAGAGAAGAACAUUUUUAUUCAGCGCAACGAUGACGAAAAAAGUGAGAAAGCUCGAAAGGGCUUCGCUCAAAGAUCCGGUGAAGGUUGAGGUUUCCAGCAAAUAUCAAACUGUAGAGAAGCUCCUUCAGUAUUAUGUAUUUAUUCCGGCAAAAUUCAAAGACGUCUAUCUUGUCCAUAUUCUGAAUGAAUUGGCUGGGAACAGCUGUAUGAUAUUCUGCAGUACUUGCAAUAAUACCGUUCGAACAGCGCUUCUGUUGCGUGCUUUAGGAUUAGCAGCGGUUCCUCUGCAUGGCCAAAUGUCCCAGAACAAGCGUAUUGCGGCACUGAGCAAAUUCAAAAGCCAGAGCCGGCAGAUACUCAUCUCGACCGAUGUAGCUUCUCGUGGUUUAGAUAUUCCGCAUGUGGAUGUCGUUCUUAACUUUGACAUCCCUACACACAGCAAAGAUUACAUCCAUCGCGUAGGAAGAACGGCACGUGCGGGACGAGCGGGUAAGGCGGUCACUUUCGUUACACAGUAUGACGUGGAAUUGUACCAGCGAAUCGAACAUUUGCUGGGUAAGAAGCUGCCUCUCUUCAAAUGUGAAGAGGAUGAGGUGAUGGCCCUCCAGGAGCGAGUAAGCGAAGCUCAGAGGACGGCUCGGUUAGAGUUGAGGGAUAUUGAGGAGAAGAAAGGAACUAAGCGAAACCAUCGUGGUCGUGGGGACGGUUCGGACGAUGAUGACACGGAACAGUUCAAUGGAGCAAGGAAGAGGAUCAAACCGGGCAAACGAGACGGCGCUGUGUACGAGACAUUUCGAUGACCACUCGAUAAAGAACAGGAAGAUUGCCAAACAAAUCAAUAAGUUCUUGUUGAAAAAUUUACAUCAGAAGAAAAAGUUUUCUGCGUACGGAUUCUUCGACAUCGAUAACAGCGUAAUUUAUACGGUCUUCAGCUCAAUCAUCACCUAUCUUGUGAUACUGAUACAAUUCAAACAGCUCGAGAACGAUUUGACCCACGGCGAACGAAAUGAAACGAUUGCUGGCAGUGCAUAAAUAGGAUAAUAAUACAGAGAAUAAUAACAUUAUACAACGAAUUGCUAUAUCCACAAUUGAAAUUUGCUUUUUUACAUAGUUUGUCUAGUUCGCAUUUGGAAUGUAUAGAGAUCAAACAAGUUAAAUGAGUUAAACAUUAUUUAAAGUUAGCAACAAACCAUUGUUCCAUCAUGGAACUGUUAUUUGAGGAAAUUCAGAUAGUGUAGAUAUUGAAAAAUGAUCACUUUUCAUCGUAUAUGUUCAAUGAAUAGAAAACAGGCUUUAGAGACGGAUGAACUCCGUAGUUCAAACCCUCUGUAAUAGAAAAAAAAAACAAUCAAUCAAACAGGCCCCAAAUACAAUGAAUAGCAAAUUGACAGUAAAGAUGUAUUUGAAGUUAU
Messenger RNA from Toxorhynchites rutilus septentrionalis, 2193 nucleotides. RefSeq names its product ATP-dependent RNA helicase DDX47 (gene pths). The record is from RefSeq and is a predicted model, not a curated record. Gene Ontology annotation, molecular function: RNA helicase activity; ATP binding; nucleic acid binding. NCBI's taxonomy places the organism in Eukaryota, Metazoa, Arthropoda, Insecta, Diptera, Culicidae. The transcript is spliced from 4 exons. Bases 100 to 1581 code for a protein of 493 amino acids.